This is a messenger RNA of Prunus armeniaca (apricot), 1281 nucleotides long. The record is from the annotation of a GenBank genome assembly. Lineage: Eukaryota; Viridiplantae; Streptophyta; Magnoliopsida; Rosales; Rosaceae.
AUGAAGCCACCGCCAUUCUCUUCCUCUUCCUCCUCUGUUUUUCGCAAGGCCCGCCUCUCCCCCUACCUCUUCACCUUGCUCGCUUUCAUCCUCUUCGUCGCCGUCCUCUACGGUGAGGACCUCAUGUGCAUCUUCGGCCAGCAGCUGCAACUCAGCCCCAAAUCGGACCCACUCGUCAUCAGAACCGGGAAGAAGAGGGAGAAGCUGCCGUUCGCCAUAGGUAAGAGCGAGGAAGGCUGCGACAUAUUCAGUGGGAGGUGGGUUUGGGACGAGUCUAAUCGGCCGCUUUACGAGGAAUCGGAGUGUCCGUACAUUCAGCCUCAGUUGACUUGUCAAGAACACGGACGACCUGACAAGGAUUAUCAGAAAUGGCGAUGGCAGCCGCACGGCUGUGAUCUUCCCAGCUUCAACGCAACAUUGAUGCUCGAGACACUACGUGGGAAGCGGAUGAUGUUUGUUGGUGAUUCUCUGAACCGGGGUCAGUAUGUUUCCAUGAUUUGUCUUCUCCAUUCGCUCAUCCCCGAGGAUGCCAAAUCUAUGGAAACCUUCGACUCAGACUCACGAACUGUUUUCACUGCAAAGGAGUACAAUGCCACAAUUGAGUUCUACUGGGCGCCAUUUCUUCUCGAGUCAAACUCCGAUAAUGCUGUCGUCCAUAGGAUAUCUGAGAGGCUUGUCAGGAAAGGGUCCAUCAAUAAGCAUGGCAAGCAUUGGAAGGGCGUGGAUGUCUUGGUGUUUAACACCUAUCUGUGGUGGAUGACCGGCUUGAAGUUUAAGAUCUUGCAAGGUUCCUUCGAUGAUGAGGUGAAAGAUAUCGUGGAGGUACCAACAACAGAGGCUUAUCGCAUGGCAAUGAAGACUAUGUUGAGAUGGGUGCGGAGGAACAUGAACCCCAAGAAGACGAGGGUCUUUUUCACUAGCAUGUCGCCUUCUCAUGGAAAGAGUGUAGAUUGGGGAGGUGAAUCAGGAGGUAACUGUUACAAUCAAACUACUCCGAUUGAAGAUCCUAACUAUUGGGGUUCAGAUUCCCGGAAAAAUAUAAUGGAGGUGAUAGGAGACGUGUUCGGUAAAUCAAAGGUGCCCAUUACAUUUCUCAACAUCACCCAACUCUCAAGCUAUCGCAGAGAUGCACACACAGCAAUCUACAAGAAGCAGUGGAAUCCACUGACUCCAGAGCAAUUAGCAAACCCUGUUAGCUAUGCAGAUUGUGUACAUUGGUGUUUGCCUGGCCUUCAGGAUACUUGGAAUGAGCUUCUAUUUGCCAAGCUUUUCUACCCUUGA